This is a messenger RNA of Pelmatolapia mariae (spotted tilapia), 1674 nucleotides long. RefSeq names its product arylsulfatase I. Lineage: Eukaryota; Metazoa; Chordata; Actinopteri; Cichliformes; Cichlidae. The record is from RefSeq and is a predicted model, not a curated record.
AUGACGGGAAGAAGCUCCUCUUUGUUUAUUCUUGUGAUUGGUGCAACCUUGUUCUUUAGCCUUGCCUGUCAGGAUGAAGACACGUUUAUGGAAAGUGUGAAAACAGAGGAGGUUGAAAAGCCCAGGCUACCUCACUUUAUCUUCAUUAUGUUGGACGACCAGGGCUAUGGAGACAUUGGUUACCACGGCUCAGACAUCCACACUCCAGUACUGGACCAGCUGGCAGCAGAGGGGGUUAAACUGGAAAAUUAUUAUGUCCAACCUAUCUGCUCACCUUCUCGCAGUCAACUCAUGACAGGGCGCUACCAAAUUCACACUGGACUCCAGCAUUCAAUCAUCCGCCCACGUCAACCGCUGUGCCUGCCCCCUGAUAUUCCCACCCUGCCAGAGCGUCUGGCUGAAGCCGGAUACGCCACACAGGUGGGUAAGUGGCACCUGGGCUUCUGCAGGCCAAGCUGCUUGCCAACAGGAUGUGGCUUUCAGAGUUUCCUGGGCACAUUGACUGGCAGUGGAGAUCAUUUCUCCUAUCAGAGAUGUGACGGGGCAGAAGCUUGUGGAUUUGACCUGCAUGAUGGAGACAGGCCUGCCUGGGAGAUGGCUGGGAACUACUCCACUCUCUUCUACAUAGACAGAGUGAAGCAGAUCUUGAAGAGACACGACCCACAUACACCACUCUUCCUCUAUCUCUCCCUUCAGGCCGCCCAUACGCCGUAGGAGGUACCAGACCAUUUUCUUCACCUUUAUGAUUCCCAGUGCAAUCGUCUCAGGCGUCAUUAUGCAGCCAUGCUGAGCUGCCUGGACAGCAGGGUUGCACAAGUGGUCCAGGAACUAAAGACUCAAGUGCUCUAUGAAAACUCUGUACUCAUCUACUCUUCUGAUAACGGUGGGCAGCCACUCUCGGGGGGAAGCAACUGGCCACUGAGAGGUGGCAAAGGAACCUACUGGGAAGGGGGUAUUGGGCUGUGGAAAGGUAUAGUAAGCAGAGCACUGAUUCAUGUCUCUGACUGGUAUCCUACUUUACUGGGGCUUGCUGGAGCCCGGCAGUCCCACCAUGGCCUUGAUGGUCAUGAUGUUUGGGGAAGCAUCAGUGAAGGUCUUCCCUGUCCUCGCACUGAAAUUCUUUUCAACAUUGACCCAGUUUCUAGGAAAGCUGGGGAACCAUAUGACAAGGCAUUGAUACUCAAUGGCUUUGGGAUCUGGGACACAGCCGUGAGCAGCAUUGAGGCUGGUGACUGGAAGUUGUUGACAGGAAAUGUGGGUGAUGGGGACUAGAUACCACCACAAGCACUUCCUGGUGGUCCAGAACGUUGGAAGAAACUUGAGAAGAGACGCAAUGAGCUGGGGAAGUCAGUGUGGCUUUUUAAUGUCAGUGCAGACCCUUACGAGAGGUAUGAUUUGGCAGAAGCUCAUCCAGAGGUAGUAAAACAUCUCCUGACCAGGCUGGCAGAGUACAACCAGACAACUGUGAUGGCCAGGAAUCCACCAGAUGAUCCAAUGGCUGACCCAGAGCUCCAUGGAGGGGCAUGGAGCCCCUGGCUGGGCCUGGAAGGGGAUAAUGAAAAGGAGGAGAGCAGGAAAGAAAAGAUGAUAAAGAUUAGGCACUGCAAAUUAUGUAAGUUAAAAGCCCUCUUCAAAAAGGUGGGAUCAUGCCUGCAGAGGAAGGCCUCAUUCUAA